AUGGAAUCUCUUUAGGUUUGAAUGUUAUAAUUAAUAAUCCAAUCUCAAAUAGUCAGUAGAACUCUCUCUCUCUCUCUCCGUACGCAAAAGAAUUGGGCCCAAGACCGUGAGAAGGUGCCAAGUAUAGCGAGCGCAUUCCCGGCGCAUUCUAGCAACGGCCACUUCACAUUACGUCCUCGGCCAUUCUACCCCAAAAAGAUGCGUCUUUGUCCACUUUCUCUCCCCAACGCAACAAAAUCCUUGUCAAAUUUCUCAGUUCCCAACAAUUCUUAUGCGAUUUAACUUGGAUCUAUCGUAUUAACAAACCCAGCAUUUCUGAAUUUCGUCAUAUUUUUCAUUUCUAAUUUGUGUUCUGAUUGCCGGGCAGAAGCUUGAAUCUUGAAAGCACCUCAACUGCACAAUUAAAACAAUUUUCAGGUUCUUGUGAGGAAAUCUUGAGCUCUUGGCAGGAUGGAAGAUAGUGUAUUUGGUUGGAUACUAACAUAAUCUAAAAGAUAAAAGCUGUUAAUCUUGGUGUUUUGAGCAUGAUGGAUGAUGAGGAUGAUGUUACUUACCGUUCCGAUACUUACACCGCGAAUGGCCAAAAGUUCCCGGUCGAAAAUGCCAGCUAUCCUCGAGAUGUUGGCAAUUCGUAUGGAGAAGAUGAUGACAAUGAUGACGACGAUGAUGAAGAAGAUGACGAGAAGGCAAUAAACGAUGUAGAUGACGAAGAUGAGGAUGAUGAUGACGAUGAUGAUGGAGGUAAUGGUGUUCAAAGGAUAAGUAACAAUGAGUAUGAGUAUGGCGAUGAAGAUGACAACAAUGACGACGACAAUGGUGAUCAGCAGCGCCACCCAAAGAAGAGGAAGCUGAAGAAUCUCAUCUCAAGUUACGAGUUUGCCCCUCGACUGCCGGCUCCUCCACCUGCUGCUCCGUCAGCUCCGAAACCCUCAUACGGGGGGCGUAAUCCCCUCACUGAUUGGACCGAGCACGAGACGUUGGUCUUACUCGACGCUUGGGGAGAUAGGUUUCUCAAACACGGGAGGAAGAGUCUGCGCUCCGAGGAGUGGCAAGAAGUUGCUGAGAAGGUAUCACAGGGAUCAAAAAUCGAAAGAACCGACACUCAGUGUCGAAACCGUCUCGAUACAUUGAAGAAGAAGUACAAAAAGGAGAAGAUGAAGUUUGGCGAUUCCGGAAGUGAGUGGGUAUAUUUCAAGAAGAUCGAUGCACUGUUAUCGUCAUCACAAGUGCAGCAAACCGGUCUUUCGUGUGGGAUCGACUCGGGAGAGUACGUAUUCAUGAACCCUAAAGUUUAUCUGAAUCGCUCGAAUGGAUUGGAUGAGAUGAGGGACAGCCCGGGAAACUCAACCGAGGGCGAGGAAGAUGAGUCUGAGGGCCUUCCUCCCAAGAAGACGACAAGGAAUGGUAAAAUCAGAGGCAGUGCGGCUUCCUUCAAGAUGUUGGCCGAUUCUUUCCAUAAAUUUAGUGAAAUAUAUGAAAGGAUUGAGGAUAGUAAGAGGCAGCAGAUGGUAGAGCUAGAGAAGAUGAGGAUGGACUUCCACAGAGAUUUGGAGUUGCAGAAGAGAGAGAUUCUAGAGAGAGGUCAAGCCGAGAUAGCUAAGAUCCGACAAGGAGAGGACGAAGAAAACACUGCAUCCGCUGAGAAUAUGAGUGGUUAAAGCCAAGGUACUUGUGUUUGGUAGCCUCUGCUUGAUUAUUAUUUGGAGAUGAUCGACUAGUUGCAGCUGUUGUAUUAUAGUCAUCUGCGCGAAAUAAAACUUAGGUCGUCAAACUAAUUAUGUAGGUAUAUCGUGGAUCAUUAUUUUUAUGAAGCUGCAUUUUCUAGCGUGCUUGCGCCA
Messenger RNA from Salvia miltiorrhiza (redroot sage), 1838 nucleotides. RefSeq names its product trihelix transcription factor ENAP1-like. The record is from RefSeq and is a predicted model, not a curated record. The transcript is spliced from 2 exons. Gene Ontology annotation, molecular function: transcription cis-regulatory region binding. Gene Ontology annotation, cellular component: nucleus. Bases 525 to 1658 code for a protein of 377 amino acids. NCBI's taxonomy places the organism in Eukaryota, Viridiplantae, Streptophyta, Magnoliopsida, Lamiales, Lamiaceae.